Messenger RNA from Ilyonectria robusta, 1251 nucleotides. RefSeq lists its product as uncharacterized. The coding region runs from base 223 to 906 and encodes 227 amino acids. The transcript has a single exon. The record is from RefSeq and is a predicted model, not a curated record. Lineage: Eukaryota; Fungi; Ascomycota; Sordariomycetes; Hypocreales; Nectriaceae.
ACGGCCGAUGCAGCUGGCACUGGCACUGCGCCGGGAAGCCAUGGGACAGAUGGUGUCAUGCAUCGCUGCCCCUCCCCUCCAUCCCGUUUCCGCCAUGCCCUAGGUAUUUCGCCUUGGAAUCCAGCGGGUUGACGGCUGUGAGGAGCUCGUGAGCGAAUUCGGCCGUUGCCAGAAACCUGCAGGUCCGUCGGGUGAGGAAUGGAUGCGGCGACGUAACAGGGCAUGACAGAACAGGACAUGGCCGCUUCCUCGGGACGAACAGGGCCACUCACAGUCACAACUUGGAGCUUCACUCCACUCCCAUCGCCCACCCACAGAGACACAGACAACGGCCAUGCUUCCCCCAUCGGCGAUAGUUGGCCUGUCCGCCCUCCAGACAGACGACCCGAACAACAUCCCACGCACGCGGCCUCGUGGGGGCCUGACCAUCGAUCGACCCAAGCAAGAACCAAGAGGUACGGAGUACUCUGGAGUCGGGCUGCCGUAGAGCAACACCUAGUUGGAUGGAGCUCUGCAGUCUCCACGUCCCCGUAUGUACUAUGCAUUCCCACGUCCAUCUCGCGUCUCCGUCCGUGCCGCCUUGCAUUUUGGAUUGUUGUUACCCACGGGCGAUAUGCGACGGCCACAGCAACGGGCUACAAACCAUGGGAAAUCGACCUUGCCGGCGGGGACAUGGCGGUGGGCCGCAGGUCGCAGGGGCGGCCAGUGGCCGGGGAAGUCGUCGAGCUCUUGGAACUGCUGCAGGGCAGACCCGACGAGAGGCUUGCCCCCCCCCCCCCCUUCGACCCUCGUGAUGCCUGGCCGGACUAUCGCUGCAACUCGACGCCUCUGGAACCCUGGUUUGCUGGCCUUGAUAGGAAGACGGGCACGCAGAGGUGUGAGUGGGCUUUUUCCCACUCGUCGUGACGGACAUGCGUACCUGUGCCUUGUCCACCCAGGAGCUGCCUUUGCUAUCGUAGCACCAGACGCUGGUAGGACAGGCCAGGUCCGGCUGCAUACGACGAUGUAGGUAUGGCGACAAGAGGCAACCGGCGCGAGGAGAGAGACAUCAAAGUCCUAGCUCAGGCGACUGAGGGUUCGCCCACUUUGACAGGGCUCCAUCCAAGUGGGCAUCUAUUUGCCUCCACCCGCGGUGUCGAUAAUCUCACAACCCCAGGUCGGCAGCUACCUGGUAGCUCUCCAUGUCAAGUACACCGAGUCCUCACUGCUCGGCAACGAUGUUGUAGUUUUACGAAAAACAUUGCCCCAAGC